CAGCAGCAGCCGCCCACAGACAGAAGCACAUUCACCGCUCAAACACUGAGCUCUGGGGACACAUUUGGGGAGAGAGAGGAGGGUCUCACCCUAUUGGACGUUGCUAAUUCUCCCUGUGCCCCCCUGUUAUUCACUGUUGUCCCCCCAUAGCCUUAUAGGACUCCACCUUGGCAGCAGAGGGAGCCGGAUUAUUGGGGUGCUACCUGGGCACCAUGUCGGCCAAUCAGGCGGAGUCGUUGCCCGUCUGCUCCAGUUACCAGGCGGUGAUGCCGCACUUCAGUGGGGUGAGCGAGGAAUACCCACAGCCCAUACAAGGCCGGAGCCUGAAGGGUAAGGGGAAGCUCAGGAGACAGAGGCAGAGCAGGUUCAAGACCCAACCGGUGACCUUCGAUGAGAUCCAAGAGGUAGAGGAGGAAGGGGUGUCCCCUACAGAAGAGGAGAAAGCCAGAAAGUCCUUCCUACAGUCGCUGGAAUCUCUGCGGAGAAGCUCCCACAACAACAUGCAGAUCCCGAGGGAGAAACUCGGCCGAUCCAAACUGAGGCACAGCCUGGACUCCAGCGAUUCCGACUCCACACUCUAAUCCCAGGCCCCUUCUUAGGACUUUGGGGUCUCCUUCCUCUGGUGGGACCACUUUGGGGUGCAGCAGUUUGGGGGAACUACGCCGCCCUUUAACCAUCAUGUUCCCGGCUGUUACACUAUUGAUUUGACUGAAGAGCUUGCCAUUAUCAGCCCCGGAUAUUGAGAGUGGGGCAGGACUGGGCAGCAAUGACUUGGCAAAGUAAUGUUAUAGGGGUUGCUCCCCUUUAAAUGAACUAUUAGUAUGAUGUAGAGAGGGAUAUUCUGAGACCAUUUGCAACUGGUUUUCAUUUUUUAUUAUUUGUGGUUUUUGAGUUAUUUAGUUUUUUAUUCAAUAAGUUGUUUGUGCAGUUUCAGCUAUCUGGUUGCUAGGGUCUAAACAACCCUAGCAACAUGCACUGAUGUGAUUAAGGGAAAAAUGAGUAAUAAGUGCCAAUAACAAUUCAUCGGUAGCCUUACAGAGCAUUUGUUUGUUUUUUAGGUGGGGUCAGCGACCUCUAUUUAAAAGCUGGAAAGAAUCGGAAGAAGGCAAAUCAUUCAAAAACUAUAAAAAGUAAAUAAUUUAAGAUCAACUGCUCAGAAUUAGCUAUAUUUAUAAUCUACUAAAAGUUAACUUAAAGGUGAACCAUCCCUUUAAACUUGCUGUACUCGUCGGCUAGCAGAGGAUUCUGGGAGUGGUAGUUUGAAACAGUGCCAUGUCACUAAGUUAAAGGAACGGCACACUUGCUUAUUAAUAAUGGUACAAGUCAGGGAUAGAACUCCUUUAGCCCUGUAGUUCUUGUGGGACUACAACUACCAGCAUGCCCUGGGCUGUAGUUCUUAAGAGCUGAAGCUUUCCUGCCCCUGUGUUUUCUUACUGGUAUUCACACCUUACUGGCUGAGGAUUCUGGGUAACAGUCACGCUGCUAUAUCUCUGCUAGCUAUUUGCAUUUGUGCAAAGUCUUCUUUGUAUUGGGUAAAGUCCAGACUGUAAUAAUAAUAAUGAGGGGCCAAACCUGGGAAGGGGGAGCAGUAUUCUUUUGGAACUACAACUCCCAGCAUCCCACCGUGCACAGAUUCCAGUUUAGACCCAACUCAGUAGGUUGAAUGUCCUUCUAUGAAGCAGCUACUGGUCCUACAGCUCCAAGUGUCUGGCAGAGGAUGCUGGGAGUCGUAGUCCUACAGUUCCCAGUGCCUGGCAAAGGAUGCUGGGAGUCGUAGUCCUACAGCUCCAAGUGUCUGGCAGAGGAUGCUGGGAGUCGUAGUCCUACAGCUCCAAGUGUCUGGCAGAGGAUGCUGGGAGUCGUAGUCCUACAAGCUCCAAGUGUCUAUAGAGGAUGCUGGGAGUUGUAGUCCUACAGCUCCAAGUGUCUGGCAGAGGAUGCUGGGAGUCGUAGUCCUACAGCUCCAAGUGCCUGGCAGAGGAUGCUGGGAGUCGUAGUCCUACAGCUCCAAGUGUCUGGCAGAGGAUGCUGGGAGUCGUAGUGCUUUAAGAUCACUAUGGAGCAUUUGUGUAUGAUCACGUAUAGUCUUUUAUACUGAACCAGUCGUUGAGGAGGGGAUUGUGGGAUUGAAUUUAAAGUGACAGGCAAUGCCCCUGUUGGAAUGUGUUUUAUACCCGGGGGGGGCAGCUGUUUCUUAAACUCACGGGGGGGGGCAGGAAGGUUUAUUUUUGUAAAAUGAGAUAUAAAAAAAAUGUGGCGAAAUGGGGGUCAUAAAUAUUUAUUUUUGCACUUGCACCACUCUCUGCAUUUCCCUCCCAGAAAUCGAUAUAUUUGUAUAAAGAGGUUACUGUUAUUUUAAAUAAACACCUUUUUUUUUCUUU
Xenopus laevis (African clawed frog) is the source of this 2381-nucleotide messenger RNA. RefSeq names its product chromosome 11 open reading frame 96 L homeolog (gene c4h11orf96.L). The record is from RefSeq and is a predicted model, not a curated record. The transcript has a single exon. NCBI's taxonomy places the organism in Eukaryota, Metazoa, Chordata, Amphibia, Anura, Pipidae. Bases 213 to 581 code for a protein of 122 amino acids.